Messenger RNA from Meriones unguiculatus (Mongolian gerbil), 4170 nucleotides. It is a transcript of the gene Bag4, whose product is annotated as BAG cochaperone 4. Gene Ontology annotation, cellular component: nucleus; membrane; cytoplasm. Lineage: Eukaryota; Metazoa; Chordata; Mammalia; Rodentia; Muridae. Gene Ontology annotation, molecular function: protein-folding chaperone binding; adenyl-nucleotide exchange factor activity. Gene Ontology annotation, biological process: protein stabilization. The record is from RefSeq and is a predicted model, not a curated record. The transcript is spliced from 5 exons. Bases 136 to 1725 code for a protein of 529 amino acids.
GGCGCCGUUUUCUUCCCGUCCGGUCAGUGAAGCGGAGUCCUGGCCCGGUGGACGAAGGACGGGUGUUGCCACCCGCGUGACGACCGGCGCGGUUCCCCUCCUCGCUUCCCUGCUCGGAGGACCCGGUGGAGGUGUAUGGUCCAUGUCCGCUCGGCCCUCGGCGUGCAAGGGGCGGGACCGGCUCGUGAUUGGCUGCAGCCGUCCGACCCCCUUCGCCGUCCUCCAGUCCCUGUCGCCCGCUGGCGCCUGCGCAAUGAGCCGGCCGUGGGGGGCGGGAAGCGCUUCGCGGCUGCGGAGCCCAUGUCGGCCCUGAGGCGCUCGGGCUACGGCCCCAGUGACGGCCCUUCGUACGGCCGCUACUACGGGCCCGGGGGAGGCGAUGUCCCGGUGCACGUACCUCCGCCCUUGUACCCUCCGCUUCGCCCCGAGCCUCCCCAGCCUCCGGUUUCCUGGCGGGGGCGCGGGGGCGCCCCGGCCGAGACCACCUGGCCGGGAGAAGGCGCAGGUGGCGAUGGCUACUACCCCUCUGGAGGCGCCUGGGCAGAGCCGAGCAGAGCCGCGGGAGGCCACCAGGUAGGCUCCCCGGUCCUUCCCGGGGGUGCAGCGGGGAAGUCACGGGCGGAGGAGCAGCCACCAUAUCCUGGCUUCAAUUCUAACUACUGGAAUUCUGUGAGAGCGCGGGCCCCAUACCCAAAUUCAUAUUCUGUGAGACCAGAGUUACAAGGCCAGGGUGUGAGUUCUUACGCAAAUGGAGCAUAUGGUCCCCCGUACCCUCCAGGCCCUGCAGCAAGCAGUGCCUCAUACUCUGGGGCUUACUAUGUACCUGGGUAUACUCAGAGCAGUUACUCCACAGAAGUUCCAAGCACCUACCGGUCACCUGGGAACAGCCCAACCCCAGCUUCCCGUUGGGUAUACUCCCAGCAGGACUGUCCAACAGAAGCACCACCUCCUCUGAGAAGUCAGGUGCCAGGAUAUCCUGCUUCCCAGAACCCUGGAAUGACACUGCCCCAUUAUCCUUAUGGAGAUGGCAACCGCACUGUGCCACAGUCAGCAGCGACUGUACGGCCACAAGAUGAUGCAUGGGCUUCUGGUGCUUAUGGGAUGGGCCCCCGUUACCCCUGGCCUUCAGCUGCACCCUCAGCACCCCCUGGCAAUCUCUACAUGACGGAAAGUGCUUCACCAUGGCCUGGCAACAGUUCUCCUCAGCCACCCCCUUCACCACCACCCCAACAACCUAAGGAUUCCUCAUACUCCUAUAACCAGUCCAGUCAUGGCAUGAACAGGCACACCUUCCCUUGCAGUGUCCAUCAGUAUGAGUCUUCAGGAACAAUGAACAAUGAUAAUUCAGACCUUUUGGAUUCUCAAGUCCAGUAUAGUGCUGAGCCUCAGUUGUAUGGUAAUGCUGCCAGUGAACAUCCUAGCAGUCAAGUUCCAAGUAAUAAUCUCUCUGAAGAGUGUUUCUCUACAGAUGAAGGCACUCCUCCAAGUAUUAAAAAGAUCAUCCAUGUGCUGGAGAAGGUCCAGUAUCUUGAACAGGAAGUAGAAGAGUUUGUUGGAAAAAAGACAGACAAAGCUUACUGGCUUCUGGAAGAAAUGCUGACAAAGGAACUUUUAGAACUGGAUUCUGUGGAAACUGGAGGCCAGGACUCUGUCCGUCAGGCCAGGAAAGAAGCUGUUUGUAAGAUCCAGGCCAUACUGGAAAAAUUAGAAAAGAAGGGAUUAUGAAAUAAUGUGGAAUGAAGGGUAAGCCUGUUAUUAAUUUGGCCAAAGAACUCUUUAAUUUGGUUCAUUACUAUCUUUGAAAAGCCUGUUGCGACAAGAAACAGCACAUUCCAGCUUUUUUCUGACCUAAAACAUGAAAGGAGGGGAAAAAGGGGAAGCUGGCAGAGGAAUGGAAGAAUACCAGCUACAAGAUUCUUUCCAGCUUUCGGGUGACUGAACACAGUCGGAACCUGGAACCGUCAGCUUUGCCAAGUAGACCCUCUCCUCACUUCAUGGAUGUCUAGGCUGCUUCUCAUCAAGCUACAGGAGGGAAAUAGACACUAGUAACAGGUUUUCAAAGACAUGUCUGGGACACACAGGCUGUUUUAUAAGCAUCUGGACUGUCACAUUUUUGUGCAUUGUGGCUGCAUAUACUUCAUGUGUAUAUUAUAGCUUAGACUCUUGAACCUCUGUUUUGUUUUGUUAUUUGCAGGUCACAAAUGUAAUACUAUUCUACUUCUUGGUACAUUUUGUAGUAAUAUGUUUAAUAUAAUCAAAUUGUCAGCCAGAUAGAUGGGCAAUUCUAAACAAAUUCAUAUCCUUUUACCACUUGAAAAUAUUGCAGUGUGUAGUGGGCUCCUGAAGUCAGUCAUUUGUCUCCCUUUUUGUGUAGCAUGUUAUGUUAGAGUUCUUCCCACUUCUGCUCUUCAUAGUAGUCGGGAAUGUGACUUUGGAAAUUACAUUAACAUAAGAAUGAAAAUGUUUGUAAAUUCUUUGCUUUUUUGUUGUGUUUGGAUAAAGAUCCACUUUGAAAUUGCUUUUUUUUAAAAAACAGUUUCUUUUGGCUAUUGCUGCUUCUGUAGAGAGCCUUAUGAUAAAGACAUGAAAACUUAAAUGCCACAGUUAGUAUAAAUAGUGACUGCAAAAGUAACAGAUAUUGUCUACUGAUACCAUUCUCCGUUUAAUAGUUCCUGUGGGGCAAACUUGAGCUCAGUUGCUAGAAGGAAAAGGAGAUUCAUGCUCAGGGAAUGGAGUCAGCCAUAGCUAACGUGAAAAAUGCAUUAUUUUCUUUUCAUUGAAAUUUGGUCAUUCUUUCAUAGAAUAAAUUGCAUAGAAUUGCCUGUUUCAUAAGAAAGAUAUUAUUUAUUAUUAAUAACACUCAAUUUAGAGCCAAGUUUAAGAAAGGGGCCUUUCUUGGUUAUCUUUAUAUGUUAUUAUACAGAGACAGGUAAAUUUCCUUGAAGCCUAAAGUGAGUUCUAGCAUACAGUGUCUGCUUUUGCAACAAAAGCAGUUUCUUAGUAAAAUAUCAAAGUGAUACUUUUUUUAGACAACAGACCUUUAUAUUAGUGAUAUUAAACCUAUAGCCAUCCAUUCUACUCAAAAGAACCAAACCAAUGCCAACACAGGAUGAGAAGAAAUGUGGUAAAAUUACUGUCCAGGGGCUGAAGAUGUGGCUCAGAGGAGUGUCUGCCUAACAUGAAGUCCUGGGUUAAAUCCCCAGUGUUGCAUAAACCAGGUAGAGUGUAAUGCUUGUCUCAGCAUCUGGGAGGCGGAAGGAAGAAUUGUGGCUUCUGGGUUUAUAUUUUUAAUUAUAACAAUAUUCAGGAGAGGUACAGACUCAGAACUUAAAGAUACAAAUCAUGUUAACUGAUUCCAAAUGGCCAGUAUCGAAGAAAAAGACAUUGGUGACCUGUCUUUGAAAAUGUAAUGAAUCUAAAAAGGAAAAUAGUAUUUAUGAUUUGUAAAAUUUGUUUGACUUUUGACUUGAACUUGAUUUGAAACUGAAACAAUUUUCUUUUGAAAUUUUACAUCUAGACUUUUUUAAGGUGUCUAAAUUUAUAUUACUUUGGGGAUCAUUUUUGUCAAAAUCUUGAAUAAAGUUACCUAUACCUGGCAUGAUAAACACAGCUGUUUUUUCCCUAGCACCUCUGUUCAAUGUGAACGUUUAACAAAUCAGCCCCAGUGAAGUUCCUGGAGCCUAGGUUCUCUUUGUCUCUACGUACUGGUGUUGCUUGUUUUAGUUGCUUUUAAAGAAUUUAAAGAAUGAGUUUUAUAAAAACAAAAACAGAAACAAAAGAAGCCAACAACAAAAGGAAUGGGGUUUGAAAAUACUGCUGUAGUUAGUUGACAUAAAUAAUAACCUUAGAGUGAACCAGAUUUUUUUUACAUUGCAGGGUAGAGAUUAAGUUGUUCUCGAAGGAAAGCCUUGUGAGGGUAAUAGCUGAUAGAGCUUUCUUCUCUUUUUCAUCUUUGACUUUUUUUUUUUUUAAUCCCUUUUUGAAAGUCGUGAGUUUAGGGGAGUUCAGCAGGUAAAGGUACUGUCACCAAACCUGAGCACCUGACUUGAAUGCCUCAAGGACCCACUUGGGGAAAAGGAGAGGCCUGACUGAUUUUCCUCUGGCUUCCAUGUGCAUACCCUAGCAUGCUCGGCUCCCAUACUAAAAAAUAAAUAAGUAUAGAAAAAAAAA